Messenger RNA from Lachancea lanzarotensis, 561 nucleotides. RefSeq names its product LALA0S01e15544g1_1 (gene TIM18). Lineage: Eukaryota; Fungi; Ascomycota; Saccharomycetes; Saccharomycetales; Saccharomycetaceae. The coding region runs from base 1 to 561 and encodes 186 amino acids. Gene Ontology annotation, cellular component: mitochondrial envelope; membrane; TIM22 mitochondrial import inner membrane insertion complex. Gene Ontology annotation, molecular function: transmembrane protein transporter activity. The transcript has a single exon. The record is from RefSeq and is a predicted model, not a curated record. Gene Ontology annotation, biological process: protein insertion into mitochondrial inner membrane.
AUGCUGAAAAGCAGCCUCAAUUUGAUGGUACGAAAUGGUGUUCGUACCCCUCUUGCAAGAUCUAGAAAUGUUCAAAUGAGUGCGAUGAGAUGCCUCUCACUGAAGCCUAACUUUGAAAAAUUGAAGCUCACACCACCACCACCUGGAGGCGUAGAGGGGAACGUGAAUGACCCUUUGAAAAAACCCGAAAUUGACUUUUUCCACGGUUCUUACCACUGGGACUAUGAAAGAAUCACGGCCGUAGCUCUACUACCUCUCACAACGAUCCCCAUAUAUCUGGCAAUUAGUGGUAGUGGUCUGCACCCUAUGUUGGACACUGCUCUAUGCUGUACGCUGCUGAUUCACGCCCAGCUGGGUUUGACCAGCUGUAUCGUCGAUUACAUCCCGAAACGAAGAUUUGGCGUCUGGCAUCAGGUUGCAAUGCUCUCACUGUACGCGGGUACAGCUUUGGGUCUCUAUGGUGUUUAUGAGCUAGAGACCAAAAACAACGGAUUGGUGGACCUCGUCUGUAAGCUUUGGAAAGAUGAGGAAGAAGAAUUGACAAUUUAUUCUAGAUUUUGA